UAGAAAAGUUCAGAAGGAAGGAAACUGAUAAUAACUGAUAUACCCGGGAUUUCAAAUACGUCUUCAAAAUAAAGCAAAAAUGGCGGACGAUGACGAGAUUGACGUUUUGGGAGAUUUUUCUUUUAAUUCCUGUUUAGCACAAAAUAAUCAAGGAAUUCCCUCUUGCUCAAGCCGGGAGGAUACAGUGCACCCGCAGUGGCUACUAGACUCGACUGUCGCUAACUGGUAUGACAAUGAACGGGAAAAGAGGGCAAAAUAUGGUCCGUCUAGGAAACUGUCGGGGGACUCCAGGCUAAAACACCAGCGUGUACAGCACUCGUCAUGGAGCCAGGCUGAGAGAGAUUUACUUGGCAAGGAAAUGGCCAAAUAUGGAAGGGACUUUCAUAAAAUAUCCCAAACAAUAAAAACAAAGUCAGCAGCUGAAAUACAAGCAUUAAUAGAAGCAGAGUAUGGUGUCAAACUUGACGACCCUUCCAUGGGGCUCAUGAAGAAUGAAGAACAGGAUGACAUCCCGAGUGUGGGGCAGGAGGAGAUUGUCACCGAUGACUCCAGUAUCAGCAAUGUUUUGAGCCUGGUUACCACUGCCUCACCGACUAUUACGGUACCUAAGAAACCAUUCAGGAAGAAAAACAAUAAUGUAACCCACAAAAGUCUGAAACCCUUACAGAAAUCUGAUCUCAUUGUAAAUCCAUCUGAAAUAUAUUAUGAAGAUGAACUUAUAAUAGGGCCUACAGAGUCUGUAGGAUCCCUGGAACCAAAGGAAGACCAUACAAAGCUAAAAACUAUGGCUAAACAACAGAAGGACAAAGUGAAAGCUGUAAAGAAAAUUGGUAAUCACCGGAGGAAAGUGUCAAAGAACUUUGAUAAAGGUAGGGCUAGAACCAGCAGUAAGGAGCUCUUGAAGUCUCCUCAGGAGAGGCGGAGGAAGGAUUCAGGGGUGUCUGAGGAGAGUAUAAAGAGUCUUAAAUUGCAAAUUGUCUUGGGCUCGGGACAGGCGUUACAUGUUUCAGAAGGGGAGCAAGUGAUUAAAAUAGAGAAAAAGAAGGAUUCAGAAUCAGACAGUGAUAUAGAAGUAGAUGUAGACAGUGAUUCUGAGAAACCCGUCAAGAGGGCAGAAAUUAAUGCUGAGUCGGCUGAGAAAGAUAGUGGCAGUAUGGUGUCCGAGGUGGAAGCUCCAAUAGCAGUGCCAUUAAAUAAGUUCGGUCUGCCACCUAAGAGACAGAAGAAAAUUGUUUUGGACGGCGGCGGCGGCUACACGAUCGCGCACACGGCGGCGGGCGACGUGCUGCAGCGGCGCCGGGAGCCGCGCCCGGCGCGCGCGCCGCGCCCGCGGCCCGAGCGGCUGCUGCCCUGCCGCGUCUACAACGCCGAGCGACCGGCACCGUAUUCGGUGGUCCUAUCAGUAUCGGCCCUGCUCCUGAUGGACGCGCACGCGCACGGCUCGCGCGCCGAGGUGAUGGGGCUGCUGGGCGGCCGGCUCCGGCGCGGCGAGCUGCAGCUGCGCGCCUACCGCGCCGCCGCCGCCGCCGCCGGCACCACGCACUGCGACAUGGAUCCCGGUAUCCCCGCUGCAGUGUCGCAGGCGGCGGCGGGCGCGUGGCUGCAGGCGCGCGGGCUGCGCGUGGUGGGCUGGCACCACUCGCACCCGCGCUUCCCGCCGGAGCCCUCGGCGCUGGACCUGCGCCAGCAGGCCGCGCUGCAGGCCGUGCUCGAGCCCUUCGCCGCGCUCGUCACCUCGCAACACUGGCCCGCCGGCCGCACCGCCUCGCAGUACAGAUGCUUCCGCGUAGAGCAUCCCGACGCGGAGGAAACCGAGCCGCAAGGCUUCCAGCUGCGCGUGCGGCUGCAGGCCGACGUGACCGCGGCGUCGGCGCCGGGCCUGCUGCGCGGCCUGCGCGCGCUGCUGCUGCGCCGGCCGCCCGACCCGCACCGCGUGCGCGUGCACACGGACGUGUGCCCGCAGGCCCAGCUCACGUACCUGGAGAAGUGCGUGUCGAGCAUGUCGCACCACCUGCGCGCGGCGGGCUACGCGGAGCGCGCCCCGGAGGUGGCGCUGCUCACGGAGGGGCUGCGGGACAUCUGCCGCAGCCCCAAUGAAUAAUCCCAUAGCAUCAUCAAAUACCACAUUUCUGCAACUAGAUCAUUUUCAUUAAUGGUAACUUUGUGAUUUCUGAUGAUUAUCGAGCAUCACAAUUGUAACAUAAUGUGAAAUUCCAAAUUCUAUUUAUUUCAAAUUCCAUUCAUUGUGUUUUACGUUUUCCUUAAUUUUAUAAAACACCUUUAUGCUCAGAAACAUAUUCAUAUUAGUUUCGUAUUUCUGUCAGUAUUGUUUAAUUAUAGUUAUUGUAUAAAAUAAAUUGCUAUAUUAGUUUUUAUAAUAUUUUUGCUAUUUGGUGUAUAUGACAAUAAUACUUGUAAGAAGUUAAUGUUUCGACAUAUUUAUAAUGAUAAUUUGUAAGAAAUAACUUGAUUUAUGUUGAUUAAAACAGUCUAAAGAAUUUAA
Messenger RNA from Cydia pomonella (codling moth), 2503 nucleotides. RefSeq lists its product as uncharacterized. Bases 80 to 2101 code for a protein of 673 amino acids. Gene Ontology annotation, biological process: double-strand break repair. The transcript is spliced from 10 exons. The record is from RefSeq and is a predicted model, not a curated record. NCBI's taxonomy places the organism in Eukaryota, Metazoa, Arthropoda, Insecta, Lepidoptera, Tortricidae. Gene Ontology annotation, molecular function: polyubiquitin modification-dependent protein binding; metallopeptidase activity. Gene Ontology annotation, cellular component: BRCA1-A complex; BRISC complex.